AUGCAUUUGAAAACUGGAUUAAUAUUUUUGAUCAUUUGCCUUGCUCUGCAUGUUCAGGGAAGCAGAGAAGUCCCUAAUAAAAUAAACCGUGAAGCCAAACAUCUUGCAGAUGCCUCAGGAUCAGACAAAACAGAAAGAGCAACAAAAAGGUCCAGAGUAUCAACCAUAAGGAGGAUAUUUGACAUGGCAAAACACCGAACAAAGAGGUCACCCUUUUUUUCAACUGGUGUGAAAAUUUGCCCACAAGAAUCAGUGAAGCAGAUUUUAGCCAGUCACCAAGCUUACUAUAGAUUAAGAGUCUGCCAGGAAGCUGUGUGGGAAGCCUUUCGUAUUUUUCUGGAUCGGAUUCCUGAUACUUCUGAAUAUCAGAACUGGGUUACUGCCUGCCAAAGGGAAACCUUCUGCAUAUUCGACAUUGGCAAAAACUUCAGCAAUUCCCAAGAGCACCUGGAAAUAAUUCAACAGCGAGUAAAACACAGAACCUUCCAGGAAAGGAAAGAUGAAAUAUCCGCAGAGAAAACAGGUGGCAAAAAGCUAGAAGACAUUCCUUCCAUUUCUACAGGUAAAACAAAAUCUGCUUCCUACUCCCUUGGGACACCCAUCUCUCCAGAUGCACCUAAUGGCACACUGCUCAAUGAAAUUGUUGACACGAAGACACCUCCUGUGAAGGACCUGGAAACAAAUACAGUCCCAGAACUGCCUGUGGAGCAAAUGGUAGAAUUCAGUGUCACUCUCACUGAUCAGGAGUACACAGCUGAGCUUAAUGACCCCAACUCCCCACAGUACCAACAAUUAGCUGCCAAAUUUCAGCUACAGAUGCAAAAAAUAUUUGAGAAACUUCCAGGAUUCAAAGAAAUCCACGUAUUAGGAUUUAAAGAGAAGAAGGAGAAAGAUGGAUCAAGCAGCACUAUAGCACGAUACGUGGUAAACUUUGAGAGAGAUGGCUCAGACACGAAGAGCACAGCAGAUGACAUCUCAACUAUUGGAUCUAAUAAGGUGGAAAACGGGAACAUUCCACUUUCUCCGAAGGACGAGAUAGCAACAUCUAAACUCACAGUGACAGACCUUCAGCAACUGGUUGCCAUCGCACUCCAUGAAGACCAGUCCCUGCCAAUGGACCUUGGAACACUUCACUUUACUGAUGAAUCUAUUAUACCAUCUACUGAGUUUGAUAAUGACAUCCAGGCCAUGGUCACAAUUCCUCUGGCAGGCCCUGGUUUGGAGGACUCCAUGAGCGUGGAACUCCCACUAGGUUACCCCAGCCCAGCAACAGUAGACCAAACAGAAGACCCCUUGGUCAGCGAAUUUACAACUGGAAUCCCUGUGCUAAGUGCCCCUGAAGACUUAAGCAAUUUUGUCACAUCUGAACCUGCAUUCCCUACCAAACCCCCCAAAGAUUCAUUUCAGGACAAAUCUCCUACAGGCACAGAAGGUAUUGCUACUGAACAUCAAAGUUUCACAGUGCCUUUCAGUGCUCUGGCGAGCACUAGCAGUGCUCCAAAACCAGAGGAUUCAUAUUUGCCUCCUCCAGCAGAUGAUUCUGCUAGCAAUGACUUAAUCACUGAUGGCUUUGAGUCUCCAGUGGAGCAGCCUACCACUCUGGCAGUUUAUACCACAGGUAGCUCUACUCCACCUAAUCUCCUGCCAGUCGAAGAGGAGAAGGAAGAACUGACUGAUAUAACAGAGCCACCUUUCAAAGAAGCUGACCAAGAUAUUCUGUCUGGACAAGCAGUUAAGAUCACGGAUGAACCAGAAUCAUCAGGCGAUGACAUUUUAGUGACAGCCAGCAUUUACAAAACGUUGCCUUUCUUUAUUGGUUCAAGUCACCUCUCCACCAUGCAGCCUGAAGUUAUCCUCACAGAUGCAUUACCUUCAGCCCCACUGCCUGCAGCAACCAGCCCACCAGACAGCCAGCCCGAGAUCAUCCAACAGUCCCUUGAAGUACCAGACUCCCCUGUGCCAGCAUCUGAGAGUGUUCCUCCUGAGGGCACUGGGGCAGGAGUGCAGGACAUUGCUGCUGAGUUAGAUGACAUCGAUGUGAUGAGCACAGCAGCACUUGAUGAAGUGGAGCAUGGCAGUGGUUAUAUCUCAGUGCUGACCACCGAGCCUGCAAAAGCCACCCCAGUUCCCACACUGAAGUAUGUAACUACCAGCUCCAUGACAACUGCAGCCAAAGGCAAAGAGUUAGUGGUUUUCUUCAGCCUGAGGGUCACCAACAUGCACUUUUCUGAUGACCUCUUCAAUAGGAGUUCGCCAGAAUACAAAGCUCUAGAACAACAGUUCAUGCAAUUGCUACUUCCAUACCUGCAGUCCAACCUUACGGGUUUCAAGCACCUGGAAAUACUUAACUUCAGGAAUGGAAGUCUGAUAGUGAAUAGCAAAAUGAAAUUUGCCAGGACAGUGCCAUACAAUAUCACAGAAGCAGUACACUGUGUUUUGGAAGAAUUCUGUGAUGCUGCAGCCCAACACCUCAAUUUGGAGAUUGACAGCUACUCCCUGGAUAUUGAGCCAGCUGAUCAGGCAGACCCGUGCAAAUUCAUGGCGUGUGACGAGCUUUCCGAAUGCAUAACUAACGAGGAGACAAAGGAAGCUGAUUGCCUUUGUAAACCUGGUUACACAAGCCAAGAUGGGUUGCCUUGUCAGAGCCUGUGUGAGCUGGAACCCCAUCUUUGUGUCAACGGUGGGAAAUGUGAGUUAGUUCCAGGAAGAGGAGCUGUCUGCAGGUCACCAGACCAGUUUACAAAGCCAAGACUGACAAGUUAG
Molecule: messenger RNA, 2763 nt
Organism: Chaetura pelagica (chimney swift)
Lineage: Eukaryota; Metazoa; Chordata; Aves; Apodiformes; Apodidae
Gene: IMPG1
Product: interphotoreceptor matrix proteoglycan 1
Exons: 16
Coding region: 1-2763 (920 amino acids)
Biological process (GO): visual perception
Source: RefSeq, a predicted model, not a curated record